This is a messenger RNA of Lineus longissimus, 3293 nucleotides long. RefSeq names its product protein Wnt-7b-like. Gene Ontology annotation, biological process: multicellular organism development; cell fate commitment; neuron differentiation. The transcript is spliced from 6 exons. Gene Ontology annotation, cellular component: extracellular region. NCBI's taxonomy places the organism in Eukaryota, Metazoa, Nemertea, Pilidiophora, Heteronemertea, Lineidae. The record is from RefSeq and is a predicted model, not a curated record. Bases 1235 to 2341 code for a protein of 368 amino acids. Gene Ontology annotation, molecular function: frizzled binding; cytokine activity.
CUCGAAAAGCCAUACCAUUUGAUCAAAAUCCAUCUUGGAACAGUGUAUAGGUAUACAAUGUACUACUAGGACGGUGUCAUUACCUUUAGUUUGAAAUUCAUCUAUGCAGCUCUACACGAUAUUUAGACGAUAUUUGACGUUUUCUCAUGAAGUAAAGUUGCUGUGAGUUGUUGUCUGCAAUUUCAUCUCUUUUCCUUGGCAUUUCAACGUCAGUAAAAGUGCUUGUUCGGCCGUCAUCCACAUAUGCUCGGGGAAGGUUUACUUCCGCGAAGAUCUAACAUGUUAUCAACUUGAGGAAUCGAUUUCGUCAGAAACGUCUGGCUACCAAAAUAUCCCCAGGGCCAACGAGAUAGUUCGAAUUCACUUGAUACACUUUAUCGGGUGGGGGCACCGCAACGAUCAACAUUUUUGCCGAAAAAAUCUUAUCCGAUUAUGCCUUUUAGCUGUAUUUAAGAAGCUGAAUCACACCUGAAGUGUUGAAAGAAUUUCGAAGGCGUUUUCGGAGCAAUCUAUCAAUCUUCUUGAAGUAGAAAUAAUUAUGUAGUCCUCGAUAUUUUUCUCAAUAUUCUCGAUUUGGCGAUAACUGCGUCCAUAAAGAGUUAAGCUUCGCGUAGGAAGUACAAUUAUUUCUUUUCGCCUUGCUAAGCUAAUACAAAAACAUUAAAAGCUUAAGCCAUUCUCGCAUUGUUUAUGUUCGAUUUUAACCGCCCCAAGCUUUGAAGAUUUACCAAUCUGCUAUUCGGUGGUUUCUCAUGAGGUUGAACAAUACCGAAAUGGUUAACCAAACGAAAUCGGUUUGCCCAGCGACCAGUUGGUAAGAGGGUGCCCAGGACAAGAUAAGCGAAAAGGCGCUGAAGAAGAAUGAGAAUGCGCAAUAUUCUAAUACAGAAAAAACGUUGCCGGCGACAUCAGAUCAGUUUCACGAACAUGCUAUGGGGAUAAUAGAAUAGUAAGAGACACUAACGGGACAAAAGUUUGCAUAUGUCUGACUCGAAUUUGCAGAAAAGUUUGAUUAGUGCGGACAAAGGAGGCGGUUUCUUGUCCUUUGUUGACGCAUCAGUCUCGAAGACGUGUGUGCCGAUUGUGACAUUCUGUGAGCGGAAUUUUAACAAGUUAAGAAGAGUUAUCACGAUUUGAAUUGUCAUUCGGCCAAGUUAGCAGUUGGGAUUUAUUUACUUUGAAGGGAUAUUCGGGCCAUCUUGGCCUUUCCUUGGGAAGUGAGGCAGGAUUAGACAUGAGAUAUGUGGACAUACUUAUCUAUAUGAUCUACCUUUCUUCGCUAACGCUCGCCCAGGAGAACGAAGAUGAAAGUAUAACGUCAUCCCGGCCCGAAGAGUCGGACUUAGGCCAGGGGCUCAUUUCCUCAGCAGUUGCACUGGGCGCGAACAUAAUCUGUAACAAGAUUCCGGGCCUGGCCCCCAAGCAGAGAGUGAUUUGCCAGAGGAGCCCCGAGGCCCUGGUCUACAUCGGGCAGGGAGCGAAACUUGGAUUACGAGAAUGUGAGGACCAGUUUAAAUAUCACAGAUGGAAUUGCACAAGCCUCGGAGAGGAUACUUUCUUGGGCGAAUUGCUGCCCAAUGCGAGUCGAGAAGCAGCGUACACUUCAGCAGUGAGUUCUGCAGGAAUCACCUACUCUAUCACCCAGGCAUGCAUGCAGGGCAACCUGUCCCACUGCGGGUGUGAUAGGUCCAAGAUUCCGGGAAAAAAGUCAAAGAGUGGCGGGUUCAAGUGGGGUGGGUGCAGCGCUGAUAUCAGGCAUGGGAUACAAUUCUCGAAGAAAUUCCUCGAUGCCAUGGGGAUUCCUGGAGAUGAGAGGUCGUUGAUGAACCUACACAACCAUGGAACAGGGAGAAAGGCAGUGAAAGCGAAUAUGCUAACCAGUUGCAAAUGCUUUGGUGUAUCUGGAUCAUGUGUUAUGAAGACUUGUUGGCAGACUCUGCCGCCUUUCAAAAAAAUAGGGACCUACCUAAUGGCUAAGUAUGAUAGAGCAAAGCACGUGUAUCCAUUCCAAAGCAAAAGGCCUGACCGGGGUAUAUAUUUGAAAUUAGUACGACCAAAGAAGAAAAAGAGGAGGAAACCACGACGAAGUGAUUUAGUGUACUUGGAGAAAUCGCCGAAUUAUUGCGACUUGAACCCAACGGUUGCGUCCAUUGGGACGGUGGGGCGAAUCUGUAACCGUACGUCCCGCGAUAUGGACGGGUGCGACUUGAUGUGCUGUGGACGAGGGUACAAUACACAUCAAUACACGCGGACCUGGCAGUGUAACUGUAAAUUCAAGUGGUGUUGUGAGGUGGUGUGUAAAAAGUGUAGCAAACGAACUGAGGAAUAUACCUGCAAAUGAUCAUGACGAAGUGGACGGUAACUGAUGACAUCUUCGCAGAAGUGGUGACGUAUUGAGGCUAAAAGCAAUGACGUCCUUGUGCAUUGUAAAAAUUCAAAUCGAUAUGCUGAUUAGAAGUUGCAUUGUUGGUUGAUAUAUUUGCUGUAUUUACAUUCGGAUUCAAGGCGAUUAUGGCUAUGACAUUUAGAAAAACGUAUUUAAAACUGUGCUGUAUUAAUAUGACAUUUAUUGUUCAGUGACAGAUAGAUACAUGUAUAUUGGACACAGAAUGAAUAGGACAAACGUAGAUCGCCCAAAUUUGCAUUUCCAUUCGCCACUUUACUCAAGAAGUAACAUGGGACUUCCGGCCAGGCAUUCAGUGGCCAACCAGAAUACACAUAGCAUGCGUGUUCAGCGCAUACAGCAUGCCCGUGAUUAGACAGGGCUUGUCAUUGGCCAAAUGUUGACGAGACGUCCCAAAUUGCCUCUUGAUGAAAGAAGACGUAUGAAUUGGCGUGAUAUUUGAAGUAUGAAUAGUCAUCACAAUCUCGACAGGAACAGCCCCAGUUUCAAGGUUUGGAGGCCACAGGUAUUCGACACUGCAUAAUUUUUUUCUGGUCGACGGGCAGAAAAAUAUGUUCGUCUAGAAGUUGAAACUAAAAUAGGGGUGACCCCUGACCAGGUGGGUGCAGCUAGGUUAACGUUUAUCGCUGGCAAAUCUUGAGACAAACCUCCGCAUGACACCAGGACCAGCAGUUGGCCGUUUUCAUUUCAUGUGGGGUUAUGUCCGAUUAGUUUUCUCACGCUGUCGACUGUCUUAGAAACCAAAAUUCAUUCUGCAUAGGGAAAAUAAUGUGUUCGUGUGUUCUCUAUGCAAAUGACUGAUUUAAAUAGCUUCAUUUCUAUUUGUAAGUUUCAGUUCUUUGUUUGUUUAUAAUUUAAUGUAAAAUAUAAUUCUCCAUUGAUAUUGAUA